AAUCCUGGCCUACCUAUAGUCGCACUAAACCCUCCCGCGGGAUGGCCUCACUACCUCCAAUUUGUCGUUUUCUUCACUGCCUGUACUGGUGCUCGCGUGUGGACCUGUAUAUUGGCUAUGGUGCUCUACCUGCAACGGGCACGCAGCCUCUGUUUUGUACUACGCCACCAACACUUUAUCUAUCUGUUCGGCACCACAUUUCCUUUCCUCAUAACCAGCAUUCUCCUAUUGGCUUCAGACAGGCAGCGUGUCAAGGACAUUGAUCCGGCCUUCCAGUAUGGUUCGGCUCAGGUGACGUCUGGGAGCAGUCUUGUUUUGCUAUACCCUUAA
Protopolystoma xenopodis is the source of this 330-nucleotide messenger RNA. NCBI's taxonomy places the organism in Eukaryota, Metazoa, Platyhelminthes, Monogenea, Polystomatidea, Polystomatidae. The record is from the annotation of a GenBank genome assembly.